Messenger RNA from Vigna radiata var. radiata (mung bean), 1411 nucleotides. Its product is annotated as transmembrane protein 184C. The transcript has 4 exons. Gene Ontology annotation, molecular function: transporter activity. The record is from RefSeq and is a predicted model, not a curated record. The coding region runs from base 196 to 1086 and encodes 296 amino acids. NCBI's taxonomy places the organism in Eukaryota, Viridiplantae, Streptophyta, Magnoliopsida, Fabales, Fabaceae. Gene Ontology annotation, biological process: transport.
CUUUCUCUUUUCAAUUUCUUUCUAUUGUUCCCUUUGGAUGUUUUUUUUUUUUCAUAAAUCAAGUUUGCUUUAGUUGAUCGCUGAACCUGAAACUCGUCUUUUCGAAAGCGAAGUGGUCCUUGUUUAUGUGAAUUUCGAGAGGAAGUAGGUUCUGAAUAUUAUUAGGCUUUCAUCUCAGACAGAGUGUUGUGAAAAAUGAUAGAUCUAAGCACGCUCAAUCCCGCACAGAUUACCGUGCUGGGAUCCGCGUUUUGUGUUAUGCUUUCCAUGCAUUUCACAUCGCAGUUAUUAUCUCAGCAUCUCUUCUAUUGGAAGAAUCCAAAAGAGCAAAAGGCUAUUAUCAUCAUCAUUCUUAUGGCUCCCCUUUAUGCAACUGUCUCCUUUGUGGGUCUCUUGGAUAUUAGAGGAAGCAAAGAGUUUUUCACCUUUUUGGAGUCAGUCAAAGAAUGUUAUGAAGCUUUGGUCAUUGCCAAGUUUCUGGCUUUGAUGUAUAGUUACUUGAACAUAUCAAUGAGUGGAAACAUUGUGCCUGAUGAAAUUAAAGGCAGGGAAAUUCACCACUCUUUUCCCAUGACACUUUUUCAGCCUCGUACUGUUCACCUGGACUACCGUAAUUUGAAGCUUCUAAAAUAUUGGACAUGGCAAUUUGUUGUUAUCCGUCCAGUAUGUUCCAUUCUGAUGAUAGCAUUGCAGUUACUUGGGCUGUAUCCAACUUGGUUGAGCUGGACAUUCACCGUCAUCCUCAACAUAUCUGUGUCGUUAGCCUUGUAUUCUCUGGUGGUCUUUUACCAUGUGUUUGCUAAAGAACUGGCACCACACACGCCUCUAGCGAAAUUCUUGUGUAUCAAAGGAAUUGUUUUCUUCUGCUUUUGGCAGGGAAUGGUUCUGGACCUUUUAGCAAAAUUUGGUGUCAUUCAAUCUCGUCAUUUGCGGUUAGAUGUGGAGCACAUUGAAGAAGCUAUGCAGAAUAUUUUGGUAUGUCUAGAGAUGGUUAUCUUUUCUGUUCUGCAACAGUAUGCUUAUCAUCCUGCACCAUAUAGCGGAGAAGUUGAGAAAAUGCUUAGACAAAACAAGAAAAAUGACUAAGUAUUAUAAGCUAAAAAAAUCAGGCUACAGAGAUGUAUUUAAGAGUUCUUCACUGUGGAGCUAGAAACAUGAAAACAUUGAUGCCAAGUGGAAUUGUUAUUUUUUAAUGUUAGUUUACUGUACAAGGCUGCCCAUCCACCACCUGUGUAAUGUUUUCCUUUUAGUUGUAAUUUCCCAGCCAUAGUAAAAGAGAUUUAGUUUUUAUUAUCAUUAUUCGCACCGGAUGACCAUUUGCUCAAUCAGAGACACUUUCAUGGUCUGGAUCGAGGGAAUAGCUGAUCAAUACAUUAACUGAAACUUAAAUUAUUUUGCCUAUUGAUUUGAU